Messenger RNA from Pseudovirgaria hyperparasitica, 2109 nucleotides. RefSeq lists its product as uncharacterized. Gene Ontology annotation, biological process: monoatomic ion homeostasis; transmembrane transport; monoatomic anion transport. Gene Ontology annotation, cellular component: plasma membrane; fungal-type vacuole. The record is from RefSeq and is a predicted model, not a curated record. The transcript is spliced from 4 exons. Lineage: Eukaryota; Fungi; Ascomycota; Dothideomycetes; Acrospermales; Acrospermaceae. The coding region runs from base 189 to 1955 and encodes 588 amino acids. Gene Ontology annotation, molecular function: borate efflux transmembrane transporter activity; solute:inorganic anion antiporter activity.
CAUGCAACAAUGCCCUACAUCAUCCGGAACAGAGAGUCAAAAGCUUCUUCACCCAGAAGUAGACUCGGCGAAUAUCCGCUCAGGAACAAAGAUCGGUAUCCUCCCCUAUUCUCAACACACCUCGGGCUCUCAAUCAUCAGGCCAUUGACAUCCGGGGCCCCUCCAGACAUUUCAUCAGAUUGAAAAACAUGCCUGAGAAAUGGACAGCGAAAGUUGCGGCAUCAUUCCGGCUCAACGGUGCAUUGCGGCCGUUCAGAUUGCUGCAGCAAGAUCUGCAAAAUCUGCCGAAGCGUUAUGUAUCUGAUUGGACUAUCUUCAAUCAAAUGAUCUUCGCUAGUGCCGUCUAUGUCUUUUUCACGAAUCUGUUACCAGGCAUCACAUUUGCCAGCGAUCUGUAUAAUUUGACCGGCGAGAAUUGGGGCACCAUCGAGGUGGUGCUCUCUACAGGGCUGUGUGGUAUCAUUUUCUCGGUCUUUUCCAUCCAACCCCUUACUAUUCUCGGUGUCACGGGACCCUUCUCCAUCCUCGCUGAGAAUAUCUACUCAUUAUGCAUAAAUUCGUUCCAUAUCCCCUUCCUUCCAUUCAUGGCAUGGUCCUUAAUUCAUUCAGCAUGGAUGCAUUACCUUCUGGCCAUCUUCAACGCUCACGAUUGGACCAUGCGUUAUGUCACUACUUUUUCCACCGAGAUCUUUUCGCUAUUGAACAGCAUCAUCUACUUCCACAAAGCUAUACAGGAACUUGAACGUGCGCAUGCCAAUUUGUCUUUCGCGGCAUUCUUAUAUGCCAUUAUUGGAGCUGUCGGGACUUGCCUGUUAGCCGUUUUCCUGUCAACCGCCUUGGCCUGGAAGCCGCUGUUUCACCGCUACAUCCGAAUGGGUCUCGCCGAGUAUGCGGCUGCUAUCAGUAUCAUAUUCUUUAUUGGCAUGCCUUAUAUCGGCGAGUUGGCCAGUCUAGACCGAGACACACUUCCCGUGAGCAAGUCCUUCCGACCUACUAGCCCUGAACGGUCCGUCUUUUUUGUAAAAUUCUGGGAGCUCGAGGCGUCCUGGAUUCUUGCAGCUAUCAUACCUGGAUUGAUCAUCACGACUUUAUUCUUCUUCGACCACGAAGUCAGUAGCAUUAUAUGCACCGUCCGAAGAUAUGGCACUCGUAAACCAGGAGGCUUCGCCUGGGACGUAGCUCUCCUGGGAACUACUACUGCCAUGUGUGGUAUCCUUGGAAUCCCACCUGCGAAUGGCCUUCUUCCACAAGCACCUCUGCACUCAGAGAGUCUCAUGCAUGAUGAACAUGAGCAGAUAACGCUUACAGGUGGCGAUGGAGAAGCGAAGACCGAGCUUCACAGCUCUCAGCGCGUCUAUGAACAGCGAUGGAGUCAUUUCCUCCACGCUGCUGGGAUCAUGCUCUUCGUCAGCCCACCAUUUAUGCAUAUUCUGGGCCUCACCCCAACAAGCGUGCUGGCUGGCUUGUUCUUGUUCAUGGGGGAGCAAAGUUUAGCGGUAAACCCUAUAUUGUUUCGAACCUUCUACAUGCUCACACCGCCAUCCGAGCUACCACGACUGCCACAGAGCGUUUCAUCAUACAUACCUAUUCAUGUGUAUACACUCACCCAGAUCAUAGUUACGACCGGGAUUUUUAUUCUUACGCUGACUAUAGCUGGCCCAGCGUUCCCGAUCAUCAUUAUUCUACUUGUGCCAAUUCGACUUUGCGCGAUGAACCGACUGUGGAGUCGAGAUGUCCUCCGCUACGUAGAUGCGUGGGCUUGUCGCGAUGGUAAUCCCGAAGACGACGAGGACACAAAGAGUGACUCAACAGUGAACCCUGCAGAUGCUGCUAGUUCUGGAAUUGAACUCACAGAUGUUGAGAGGGGCGCUGACGAGGUCUUGACACAACGGCAUACUAGAGAAGCUCGAGAGCACAGCGCGAAGGUGGAGCUGGAACAUGACAAAACUAUAUGAAUGCCGCUGUUCAGUUACGAUGUCGGCUUUCCUACUUGCUUUUCUCGUACUGGUUGACCACUUGGAUCAAAGGAAAGCAAUUACUUGGUCAUUCUAGAACUGUCUCUAUCUGGCUAGGAUUUGCCCCCGCUUUCUAUCCUAGUUUCAGCCCAUA